CAUCUGCUCCUUCUGGGUUAAGGGAGAGUGCAAGAGAGGAGUGUCCCUACAGGUUUUGGUGGUCCUAUGUUUCACAUGGGUUCCAUGGGUCCCCCUCUUCCCCCUUCAUGGGUAUGAGAUCCCCAGGACACAUCCACUACCCUUCCCAGGAUCUGCAGCGCAUGGGAGCCCACGCUGCCCGCCAAGGCGACGAGUUGCCAUGACGUGCAUGUCAGAGGACCGUUGGCCUAUUGAAACUCUCCCUCCUGGACUAUGUUUCUCUGAGCUGGUUCUGGGAAGUUCGGUUACGACAGGAUCCUCAAGUAAUGGUGCAGGGCCCCCUCAUGCAGUUCCAGCAGGACAUUUAUGGGAUCAAAGAGAGAGAACACAGCAGGAAAAUCCCUCUCUCUGUGACGACUCCACCAUCCUGAGUGAGUCUGAACACACCUCUUCAAACUGUCCUGCAGACGAGGAUAGUCACCCCCCCAGUGCUGAACACACCUCUUCAAACUGUCCUGCAGACGAGGAUAGUCACCCCCCCAGCACUGAACACAACUCUUCAAACUGUCCUGCAGAUGAGGAUAGUCACCCCCCCAGUGCUGAACACACCUCUUCAAACUGUCCUGCAGACGAGGAUAGUCACCACCCCAGUGCUGAACACACCUCUUCAAACUGUCCUGCAGACGAGGAUAGUCACCCCCCCAGUGCUGAACACACCUCUUCAAACUGUCCUGCAGACGAGGAUAGUCACUCCCCCAGUGCUGAACACACCUCUUCAAACUGUCCUGCAGACGAGGAUAGUCACCCCCCAGUGCUGAACACACCUCUUCAAACUGUCCUGCAGAUGAGGAUAGUCACCCCCCAGUGCUGAACACACGUCUUCAAACUGUCCUGCUGACGAGGAUAGUCACUCCCCCAGUGCUGAACACACCUCUUCAAACUGUCCUGCAGACGAGGAUAGUCACCCCCCAGUGCUGAACACACCUCUUCAAACUGUCCUGCAGACGAGGAUAGUCACCCCCCAGUGCUGAACACACCUCUUCAAACUGUCCUGCAGACGAGGAUAGUCACUCCCCCAGUGCUGAACACACCUCUUCAAACUGUCCUGCAGACGAGGAUAGUCACCCCCCAGUGCUGAACACACCUCUUCAAACUGUCCUGCAGAUGAGGAUAGUCACCCCCCAGUGCUGAACACACGUCUUCAAACUGUCCUGCUGACGAGGAUAGUCACUCCCCCAGUGCUGAACACACUCAGGUCCCACAACUGACUGCUCCUCCAUCAUUGUGAGGGAUGUACUGAAGGACAAGGUCAGAAAGCUGAGGUGUGACAGAGAGCAGGACACCCCCCCAUACAAGCCAGCAGAACAGCCCACCUCAGGCCCAGACCACAACCUCAACGGGACAGACAGCACAGGACCCACCAACCCAACAGACCCCACCCCCUCCUACCAGCCCUCCUGUCAGUUCCCCCGAUAGCCCUCCUGACAACCCCCCCACAUCCACUGAGGACACACAAAAGUCAGAGAUUGUGCUCCUCAUUGACUCAAAUGGCAAAUACGUUCAAGAGGGUACACUUUUUCCCUAACACAAACUGGCUAAACUCUGGUGCCCAAACACUAGGCAUGCCCUGGAGCUGUCGUCAGAGGGCAGACUAGGGUCCCCCAGCCGCAUCAUCAUUCACACAAGCACAAAUGACCUGAGGGCCCAGCAGGAAAGAGUGACAACAGCACUCAGGGGGGGAUUUGAAAAACCUUCCACUUUCCCCAACGCACAAGUGGUUAUCUCCACCCUGCUACCACGAAAGUACUUUCACCCUGCCACCAUACAGCUGGUGAAUCCAGGCAUUUUGCGAGACUGUGCCUCAAAACCUAAUAUAUAUAUAUAUAUCUGGCCCACCACUCCACUCUGGACUUGAACAGCCUUUACGACCAGGUCCACCUUUUGCCAGGAUCCUGAAGGACGUCACUCUCAACCAUAGACCCAGCACCUCACACAGGAGCAACAGAGCAACGGACCCCCCGCCCAGACCAGGGCGACACCCUCCCGAAGGACCUUUACUGAGAGAACCCAUGCCAAGAGGACCUACACCCAGACCACAGCAUCACCAGCCACACUCCAACCAGCUAAGACCACCCCAAACAAACCCUGGCCAAAAUCUUAUAGGCCCCCCCAUAUCAGACCUAUGCCUCUUCUGCCCCCCCCCAACCCCCACGAUUACACCUGCCCAAGCCCCAUCCUGCGACAUAAGAGGAGUAAGCAUACAGGCUACCUGCACUACACCAUAGGCCAGUUGAGGCAGAUGGAGAAACAGUUCUACGACACAGACAUCCACUUGGAGGUGCUGUCUGAACAGGGGACUACUCACACGUCACCAUGAGAGGAUGAGGAGGAGCUGGAGACUCUGCCUAUCACCAGCUUCAUCGAAGUCUUCCCCUUCAACAUUGCCUUAAGACAGGGAUAGCAGCCGCUGUCUGAAACUGAAGGGUCAGAUGAGAUACGUGACUGAGUCGGAGUCCGUCAUCUUCCUGGGAGCCCCUGUGUGUUCAUUUCUGCAUACCGGUAAUAACAUAGGCAUGUUCAUGUUUAUCUCUAGACAGUGUUAGCUCACUGAACUAAAGGUAAUAGUUCUGGGAUCUGUGUGUGUACUUCUACAGAAUGGAGAGUCCGAGUGCCAUGUUUAAAACCGGUCUCUAUAUCAACGACCUGAGUAUGCAUGAGUCCAGUAGAGCCCUGGUACUGGCACAAUAAAGGGAAUAGGGUGCGACCAACUGUAUGUCUAUGGUCAGAUUGACUCAGUGCUGUUACUACUCUCUGUCGCCCCCUGUGGUGAUUGGAGGAACAGAAGAAGUGGAGGACAGUAUGAAGAUGCUGGACUUGGCAACGAAGAAGACAGAGGAUCUGCUAUACGGGAUGAUCCCCAAACCCGUGGCCAAGAGACUGCGCAAGGAAGAGCCUGCUGUCAACACCUGUGAGGGUUGUAGAGAUUGAGACAUACUGGCUGAACAGGAAGAGGGAUAAGGAUGGGGAGCCCAGGCUGCCUGUCCCCAGUUUGAGACCCAAUCAAUAAACCACCAGCAAGCCAAUCAGUAAACAACAUUAACCGUGCUCUAAGGAAAGAGUUGCCCACAGCACAUCUGAUUGGCUGGCUUGAGGGUAGAUAUGGUUUGAUCUGGUUGAAAAAAGGAACAGUUAUGUUGUGAACAAUUCAAAUGAAACAUGGUCUCCUUCACCACCAGCAGUUACCAUACCCGGUCUGCUAGGUUGUUGCUACUUAAAUCCCCAGGACAUUCACAAUAUUAGGCAAGACUGCCUUCUCUUCUUGUGCACCAGACGCAUGGAACAGUCUACAAUCCAUGCUUCAUCUAGAUAUGUUUGUGCCACUGAAUGAAUUUAAAAUAUUGACGGGAGACUCUGUUACAGAGGAGUGUAAAUGCUUUUUUUUAGGCUGGAUCAUGUUGUUGUAUUGUAUUGUUGUAUGUUUUAAUUCUGUAAUGUAUUGAUUGUUGCUGCCUUCUUGGCCAGGUCUCCCUUGAAAAAUAGACUCUUGGUCUCAAUGGGCUUUUUCUGGUUAAAUAAAGGUGUCACGGUCAGUGGCAAGGGAAGACGAGGAUGAUGUGAAGUCCUUCCGUUCCCACCGUAUCAUGACAGAGAUCUGGAGGAAUGAUGGGCUGAGGAGAUGUCUGUGAGCAAGAUGAGAAGGAGGUCACUACUGCAUUAUUACCUAAAGAAUUCACUUGUACUUAAGGAUGGAGUUCAGGUUUUACUCUGACACCUUUCAUCGCCAUGUUUUGUUAUUUUCUUCUCUUUCUCACCUAUAUCCUCUCACUCCCCUCUCUCCUUCUGUCCUUCUUCCACUUGCCCUUUCUUUCUCUCCCCCUCUCUUUUCUCCCUUUCCCCUAGUCUCACAAUAAGGCUUCUCUCCACCAUAACAACGGUCGACAGGACAGUCACAUUGAGCUGGACUCUCCAGAGUUUGACGUGCAUGACUCCAUCAUGGCUUCUCCAGAAGGCUCGGUUCCUACUGCUCAGAGAAGAGCGCCAUGUGCUCCAUGUCCUGAAACCUUGGUCACCAUGGCAAUAUAGGCCUAAUGAGUGGCCUCGAGCCACUUAGCGCAAAGGCUGAAACUGUGGCUGAUAAGGAUGAUAGUUAAACUGGAAUAACUUUUUUAAAAUGCUUGUGUAUAUUUGUUUCAAAAUGCUGAAGGCUUUGACAUUGUUUUAUUGCAGAGCAAUUUUGUGUAUGAUUGGAGUAUGAAUCUAUGAUUUGUGCAUGAAUUUAUGUAUGAUUAAAGUUGUCCAGGCCAGUGGCGACCUGUCAUUCAAGGCAGAUGGGGGCAGUUUUUUGUUGUUGCCUGUUUUUUUUGGCAUUCAUACGUGUCACAUAUCAGUUUGCAAACAAUGUCAAAAUAAGUAAAUAAUUGGGUUAAUAAAGCCACGUACAAACAUG
Molecule: messenger RNA, 4426 nt
Organism: Oncorhynchus masou masou (cherry salmon)
Lineage: Eukaryota; Metazoa; Chordata; Actinopteri; Salmoniformes; Salmonidae
Product: cell surface glycoprotein 1-like
Exons: 10
Coding region: 200-850 (216 amino acids)
Source: RefSeq, a predicted model, not a curated record